Messenger RNA from Eleginops maclovinus (Patagonian blennie), 2279 nucleotides. It is a transcript of the gene nfkbil1, whose product is annotated as nuclear factor of kappa light polypeptide gene enhancer in B-cells inhibitor-like 1. The record is from RefSeq and is a predicted model, not a curated record. Bases 140 to 1207 code for a protein of 355 amino acids. Gene Ontology annotation, molecular function: protein binding. NCBI's taxonomy places the organism in Eukaryota, Metazoa, Chordata, Actinopteri, Perciformes, Eleginopidae. The transcript has 4 exons. Gene Ontology annotation, biological process: canonical NF-kappaB signal transduction.
CUAAGUGUCCCAGCUGAAACGAUCUUCGGAGUUAUUUAGAAGAAGGACCCGACUAGCCUAUGCUAAGCGAAGCUAAGGCCUUCAGAAGCUAACACAAGUCUAAUGAACCUAUUCUGUUUCAGUCUGCUCCGAACUCCUCAUGUUAUCUCGCAAGCAGAAACGUGUGUGGAGAUACGUGGAGGAAGGCAGCGUGCUGAAGCUUAAGUCGUACCUGCGGAGGCACCGGGACCUGGAUGUGAACUUCUCCCAGGGCCGGAGGCAGAGGAGCCCGCUGCACCUCGCCUGCUGCCUGGGAGACGACGCUGCGCUACGGUUGCUGCUCAGACACGGAGCCGAUGUCCUCCAGAAGAACCGUAAAGGAGACACAGUGUUACACGUAGCCGUCAACAGGAUUCUGAAACACGGCAAUACAGCGUAUGGUGACCUGGUAGUGCCUCUCCAAAAGACUUGUCCAGAAGCUUUAAAUACUCCCAACAACGCUGGAGUCACACCUCAAGACUUGCUGAACUGGAGGAAACAAGAAAAGACUGCUGAAAACAUGAGUCGUCCUUCUGAAACAGACCCCCAGAAGGAGUGGAUGGAAAAGCUGUUUGGGGAAUGCGUGGAUGAGUUCUAUGAAACCUUUGCUGAUGAUUUUCUUCCUGUCGAUGACGACGAGGAAGACUUUGGGGACUGGGCUGACCGUAUUAGAAGAGAUUACUAUGAUAAGAAGCUCGCUGAAACUCAGAGACUGGCAUCUCAGUGGAAAAAAGGGAAGAGUAAACAAGAAAAAGAGCAGGAAGCGCAAAGCAACAAGGAGCUGCUUGAGAAGCUGCAGAGGGAACAUGAAGAGUAUCUGGCUCGAGCCAAACGUAAGGAGGAAGAGACUAAGCAGGGUAGGAAGCGCAGGUACGAUGAAAAGUGCGCAGCUACUUUCGAUGGUGCCUCCUCAUCUAAAGACAAAAAGCUGAGCUACAGCGACAUCCCCUGGCCGGCUCCACGAGGCACAGUGCAGGAUAUGCUGGAUGUGAUGCUCCAUGGCGUGGACAGGAACGAUGUGCCGGCCUUCCGUAAAAUGCUCCUGAAGCAGCAAGUGCGAUGGCACCCUGACAAGUUUGCUCAGCGUUGUGAAGCACGUUUAGAGGAAAAGGACAAACAGCGGAUCCUGGGUACAGUCACAGCGCUGUCGCAGGAACUCAACAGCCUGGCACAGAGCCUAAAGUCUUAAAAUGUUAGAUUUAUAUAAUAAGCUGGGGGGGGGGGUGAGUGUGUUUUCUAACUUCACUUUCUGCUUUUGUCCUCCUCCCACUCUGUUUACAUCUCAGGUGAAACGCUUCCCUAACCUCGCCAGCUUGUGCUCUUGUCACGUACGUUGCAUUAAAGUGUCAACAGGCCAUUUUCUCCCUUCCCCCUACCACUGUUUUGUGGUAUUUUUUAUUUUUGGCAACGCUGUUGCAAAAACUUUCUAUUGUCCUCAGAGGCUCAAGUUUUAACAGUUGGGAAAGUAUUAACACAUGGAUCCAGUUUCCUGAACAACUGAACCAAAUUUGACCAUUAGGAGUUGCCUUUGAUAAAGCAGCCACCCAUGACUUGCCUCGUCUCUUCUGAUGUGAUGAUCCUAGAGGGAUUUCAAUUCCAUUGUCAUAUUGCCUACCUCUGAUAACACACUGUUUAACAAUGUGUUAGUCCUCAAGCCUUCCUCUAGUUAACUUCAUACAGAUAUACAGAACCAUCAUAUAAAUGUUGCCUGGUGGAAAAACACAAAUCAGAGGGCACUUAUUAUCAUUUAUGCAAGUUAAGGAGAAGAUUUCCGAUGGCUUCACAAAUCUGGAGGCUCUCCAAUACAAUCCUAAACUGAUCAAGGGCCAAUUGGACUAAGGGACUUACUCGGGCACAAACCAAUGGUUAUAAUUAUGCUCAGUUUUUACCAGUCUGGAGAUCGAACUGGCAACCUUCUGAUUGUAAGAUGUGCUCUUUAACAUUUAGCUGACAUUUUCCUCAAACAUAACGGUGAACCUCCUGGAUUAAAUCAGAUGAGAUGCUCCACUUGAUGGAAUACUGAUGCCUGAUUUAAAUGAAAUAACAUGUGCAACAUCCAGAUUUCUCUGAUCCUGGGUAACAUUUGUGUUGAGUCAUGUGGGUUUAAAGUGUGUAACUAUAUGUAAUCAGAGUCUCAUCAACAAAAACAUGAUUUCAUUACUUUAUUUUAUUAUUUAUUACAUGGUCAAAUGUGUUUUAUUAACACCAAAUAAACAAAUAAUCAUGAAACACCUUAAAUAAAGGAUUUCACACGAAAAGAA